Molecule: messenger RNA, 450 nt
Organism: Rhopalosiphum padi (bird cherry-oat aphid)
Lineage: Eukaryota; Metazoa; Arthropoda; Insecta; Hemiptera; Aphididae
Product: pickpocket protein 28-like
Exons: 2
Coding region: 1-450 (149 amino acids)
Biological process (GO): sodium ion transmembrane transport
Cellular component (GO): membrane
Molecular function (GO): ligand-gated sodium channel activity
Source: RefSeq, a predicted model, not a curated record
AUGUACACAAAGGACUUUGAACCUUAUAAAUAUCCAAUAAAUAGACAUUCUCGUAAUAAUUUUAAUAUUAAGAAUAAAUCAAAAUGGUUUAUAAACAACAAUACUAAUACUCACAUAAAACCCAAAUCUAAAAACAAAAAAAUCGGUAAUAAAUGGAAAAGAAUGUUGAACGACUACUCGCAGAAUACGACUUUACAUGGACUUAGAUAUGCCGGUAAUAAUGAACUAAGCGUUAGUGAAAGGUGUUUUUGGAUAAUAUCUUUUGGAUUAGCAGUUAUUACAGCAAUUUACUUUAUUAUGAAUUUGGUCCAUAAAUGGCAAGAUAUGCCUGUAAUUAUAAGUCUAUCGCCAAAAGCAACUAAGCUUACAAGCAUACCAUUUCCCGCCAUUACCAUAUGUAACAUGAAUAACGCAAGAAAAUCUGUUGCCCGAACCAUUUUAGAAACGUAA